This is a messenger RNA of Aphanomyces invadans, 2241 nucleotides long. RefSeq lists its product as hypothetical. The record is from RefSeq and is a predicted model, not a curated record. Gene Ontology annotation, cellular component: precatalytic spliceosome. Gene Ontology annotation, biological process: mRNA cis splicing, via spliceosome. The coding region runs from base 740 to 2044 and encodes 434 amino acids. Gene Ontology annotation, molecular function: RNA binding. The transcript is spliced from 7 exons. NCBI's taxonomy places the organism in Eukaryota, Oomycota, Saprolegniomycetes, Saprolegniales, Verrucalvaceae.
GCUUUGUAUUCAACCUUAGAAUGUCGAAAAUAUUUUCCCAGAACCGUUCCGUAGGGAACAUUCGGCUACCAUCAUUCGCCUUUGUCAUGGGACGCGAGCAGGAUGCCCGCCUGGAUUGGUGCGCGCUUGCCUCGAGGACGACGUGGCCGCCGCCGCAUGGAACACCAUUGGCACGUGAGGUUGAACAGCAUAUGGGAGAACGCCCCAUUGAACGAUUCUUCCUCAGGCGAUAUUGCCACAUUCACGGACGCACACCUGCCUUAGCGUCCUUCGUCGCACAUGGAUGUGCUAUCAGGGCGAGCUGGUUGAUGGCGUGAAGUCUCCACAAUGUGUGUCGUGGCUGAAUAUGAAGGUCGCUCUAGGCACAAGACAGAGGCAGGACAAGCACACACCAUUCACAGGCGAGUAGGCAGCCCAUAUUCACUUGUUCUCAUUCGAGGGCGACCAGGAUCCUGAUGCAGGGAUCGACGGCGCAAUUCGCGUCCGACGAUGUAUCGUCUCAGGCAGAGGGAGCUGAGCGCUGGCUGCAUCGAUGCAUUUGCGCGGACAUGCUGGGCGUGCGUGGCCAUGCUCCAUCUACCUCGCGCAAGAACCAAGACAUUUGGCAGCAGUGAAUGGAAUACUUCAUCUCUAUGUGCUACAAUCCCGACCCCCCCCAACAGGGGCUUUGCAAAAGUAGUAGGGGGACCCAUCGAAUUUCUCAACAGCGGCCAUUCUGGUCGGUGGAAACGGUGGUGCCAUGGACUUGUAUGGAGACUUGGACAAAUACACGGCAACUGGCGGCGCGGGCCUCGGAUUUUCAGCCACCCCUGCACAAACCUCGGUGAAGCUUGUGACGCCAGCUGCUCCUACGGCUAAUCCAACCUCCUCCAAGAAUGAGACCCCAGCUCCAACGAAAAGUAGUGCAGGAACGACCAGUGCACUCAAGUUCAUACCGCGUCGACGUCGAGAGGAACCGGCGCCUCGCCCAAGCCCAGUAGCUACUGGACUGGACAAUGCAUCGUCGGUUGCGACUCGGUUUUCACCUGCCAAUGCUGCCACGACAUCGCUGAAGACUUCGUUGGGCAUGGCGGCGUUUACACCGGUGUCGGUGACGCGUACAAAGCUAUCCACAGACGUCCCACCCCUUCACAGCGACGAUGGGUCGUUCGACAACCGAGCGGUGGACUUGCAUCGGCCGGACAGCGUGCAGGAAGAAUACGACCCAUGUCGUCCCAACGACUACGCGACAUUCUGUGAAGAGCGAGAGAUUCGCGAAAAGAAUGCCGAAGUACGCGCUGAUUUGGAGCGGCGGCAAAAGCGACUAGAGCGCGAACGACUUCGUGAACGCGAGCAGCUCGAGAAGGACCUUGAGGCCGGCCGCGUGCCCAACUUGGCGACGACCUCCGUGCCAGGUGGGCGUGGCCGCGGCAUGAACUUGCCCGCGUGGAUGAUGAAGAAGAUCGAGGGAAGUGCUGACGACGCAACCACAUCUUCAGCGCCCACGAGGCCACCGUCGUCACCAUUGCCAACGUCAGCGCUCGGGCAGUUUGACGAUGCAGUGCCUGGACCGAGUGUUCGCUUCGAUUCCAACGCAAAAUCGACGCGUUCCUCGAAGCAAGACUCUGUGUCGCGCGGAAGUGCAGCGAGAGAGCCAUCCCCCCACCACGAACCGACUCGUUCAGCACCUGUAGAAGGCGUAAAAAAAGGCAGGUUGAGUCGAUUUGGCCAGCGAAGUGACGUGGAGUCUGGCGCCCCUCCCAAGAAGCAAAGUGUGCUGUUGUUGCUGAACAUGGUGGCUCCUGGUGACGUCGACGACGAUUUGAAAGACGAAGUCAAGGAAGAGUGCGAAGGAAAAUACGGGCCGGUCGUGGAUUGUGUCGUGUUUGAAGUCCCGUUUCGGGUCGCCCCCGAAGAAGCCGUUCGAAUCUUUGUCGAGUUUCAGCACGAGGCCGACGCGGCAAAAGCGAUGGCUGGAUUGAACGGCCGGUUUUUCGGUGGCCGCAAGCUGACCGUGACGAAGUUCGACAAGGCUUUGUUCGAUCGACGGGACUUGGCGCCGUAAAACAGGAUCGCAAACAACCCUUUGCAGCUCAUGUACCAUUCAGUGACCUCAUGCUUGACGUGACUGGAGUGUGCUGCUUGGGAAGGCACACACCGCUAGACCAGCCUCGCGAUGGUAGUGCGCAGCGCAAGUGGGUCGAACACACAGUGGAACGAACGCAUGCAGGUUAUGGCAGCGGUAUUUGUAGAGUGGAAACU